CCUCUUUACUUCCUUCCUCGUCCUUGUCCCGGCAGGCAAGCAGGCAGGCAGGCAGAAGGAGCCCUGUGGAGCCAGCAGCCAUGCUCCGCCCCGUGGCACUUCUGCUCUUCCUCCUGGCUGGGGGGGCGCAGGCCUUUCGCAUCUGCGCCUUCAACGCUCAGCGGCUGACCCUGGCCAAGGUGGCCAGGGAGCCUGUGAUGGACACUUUGGUACAGAUUCUGGCUCGCUGUGACAUCAUGGUGCUGCAGGAAGUAGUGGACUCCACUGGCAGUGCCAUCCCACUCCUGCUUCGAGAACUCAACCGAUAUGAUGCCUCCGGGCCCUACAGCUACCUCAGCAGCCCUUUGCUGGGCCGAAGCACGUACAUGGAGAAGUAUGUCUACAUCUACCGGUCGCACAGGACACAGGUCCUGGAGUCCUAUGUGUACAACGACCAGGAUGACCUCUUUGCGAGGGAACCCUUCAUUGCCCAGUUCACCUUGCCCAGCAAGGUCUUGCCCAGCCUGGUUCUGGUCCCACUGCACACCACCCCAAAGGCUGUGGAGAAGGAGCUGAAUGCCCUCUACCAUGUGUUCCAAGACGUCUCCCAGCACUGGCAGAGUGAGGAGGUGAUCCUGCUGGGGGACUUCAACGCGGACUGCGGCUCAUUGACCAAAAAGCGGCUGGAGGAACUGUUGCUGAGGACGGAGACGGGCUUUCUGUGGGUGAUCCCAGAUGGAGUGGAUACCACAGUGCGGGCCAGCACCCACUGCGCCUAUGACCGAAUCGUGCUGCACGGGCCUCGCUGCCAAGGCCUGCUUCAGACCGCCUCAGCCUUUGAAUUCCCCCGCAGCUUCCAGCUCAGCGAGGAGCAGGCCCUGAACAUUAGCGACCACUACCCGGUGGAGGUGGAGCUCAGAGGGGCAGCGCCAAGGGAGCAGCCUCUCUGCCUGGUGGUCCUGCUGCUGGCGUCCCUGCUGCUGGUCCCUGCCGCCUGACCUGCCCUCCCAGCAGUGACUCCUUCAUAGAACAGCAGCACGAUCAUCUGCCUGGUAUUAGACUAAACCCUACGGGUGGUGUCAGGAGAGGGUACAAAGUAGCCCAUGGGAAGCUGGGGAAGGGGAGAGGGCUCAGCCAAGACAAUGACCAGCGAUCCCAAGAUCUUAUUCUAUGAAAAAAAGUUUUGAUCUAUAAAGGAAUACUUCCCUGGGCUCAUGGGAGGGAUAUCCCUUUGGGUGGCAGCUAGGCCAAAGGCUCAUUCAUGCCUGACCUAUUCAUCAGUAGAACAAUGCUAAGAUCCCAAGAUGCCAGCUAACCAAUAAGUCACAUCUCAGGUGUGAACCUAGAUGCGAGGAAGGGUGCACCUAAAUCUACCUGGCCUCCACCCCACAUUCCCAGGAGCUGGGGUGUCUUCAGAACCCAUGCCAUGCAGCGUUGGGGUCAGGCGACCCUGCAGGAAAAGGAUUGGGUCCUUUAUAGAGUUAAUUUGUGGUUGUUGUAACCAUGAGAACAAAAAUAAAGGUAAUUAAAAUUUCA
Molecule: messenger RNA, 1515 nt
Organism: Echinops telfairi (small Madagascar hedgehog)
Lineage: Eukaryota; Metazoa; Chordata; Mammalia; Afrosoricida; Tenrecidae
Gene: DNASE1L1
Product: deoxyribonuclease 1 like 1
Exons: 8
Coding region: 81-977 (298 amino acids)
Biological process (GO): DNA catabolic process
Cellular component (GO): nucleus
Molecular function (GO): DNA nuclease activity
Source: RefSeq, a predicted model, not a curated record